Dentiscutata erythropus is the source of this 2322-nucleotide messenger RNA. Lineage: Eukaryota; Fungi; Glomeromycota; Glomeromycetes; Diversisporales; Gigasporaceae. The record is from the annotation of a GenBank genome assembly.
AUGGUAGGCCUUGGUCCUAAUGAAGAGGAAGAUCAAGGGUUUGUUUUUAUUCGAAGAAAGAAUGCCCCACUGCAGGAAUCUAUUAUUCCUAUUCCCCUCACAGAAACGCCAAUUAUCAAGAAAAAUCAGGUUAUUAGACAAAGUAAACGGCGUUCGAGUUUAGAAAAAAGAGGAAGAAGAGCAUCUUCAAUUGGUAACGGAUUUGUAGCCAAACCACAUCCAGAUGUGAAUUCAAAUGAAUUUUUUCGUCAUAUUCAGGCAGAAAUGCCUGAACCAAUAAAACUCAGACAACUUUUGGCAUGGUGUGGACAAAGGACUUUAGAUAAGCAAAUUUCAGCAGAUGAAAAUGCACUAAAAAUUGCAAAAAUCAUAGAGCAAGAAGUAUUAGACGAUUUAAUCGAUGGCAAAAUCAGUACGUCAUGGUAUCAUCGACAGAAUGGACAUGAUUCUUUAGAAAAAACUCUGCCGCGAAAGCCACACCCACAAAAUAUCGUAAAUCAGCGAAAAUUAAAAGAACAUGAGGCAACUUUGCAAAGAUUGAAAGCAGAAUAUGAAGAAUGGUCGAGAUUGAUUUCAGAAAUCAAUUCUUCUUAUGCAUCAGUUGUCAAUGUUGCACCAUCAAUUCCUUCCAGUGAAGACAAAAUUUCUACUUCACCAGAUGAAAUAGAUAUGUCUUAUUUACCGGAGGAGCAACAUAAAUUUUUAUUACAAUAUUACAAUGAAGAUGAGAGAACCAAAAUAAAUGACAUAGAAAGAAUAAUUCAACCUCUCGAGCCUCAGCUUGACCACAUAUACAAUCUUUUUUAUCACGCGUCCAAUUUCAAUACUGCCGCCCAAAUUUAUUGCGAGAACUUGCAUCAUAAACUUUCAUCAACAUUCUUACACAAGCAACAAUUAGAACGCGGUGAAAUAGAAACCAAACAUGUAUUACAAGCUUUUUCUCGUAUCAUAAAGGCUAUUUUAUCAUCUUGUCUCUCCGAACGUAAUUUUAGAAAGUGUAUAAUGGCAGAUACUCAAAUGCAAACCGACGUUCCAACACCCGAGGAUUCUCCUGACUCUUCAAAAAAAGUCUGGCCUGGUCGUUGGACUCAUAUUAAUAAAAUAUUGGAUCGGAGAGGACCUUUUUGUGACAAGAGUUUCAAUCCUGGUCACGGUGAGGAUAUUUUACUUAAUCAAUGCAGAAUUCUUGUAAUCGGUGCUGGCGGUCUUGGAUGUGAGAUCUUGAAAAAUUUGGCUUUAUCUGGUUUUAAGGAUAUCGAAGUUAUUGACAUGGAUACCAUCGAUGUUUCGAAUUUGAAUAGACAAUUCUUGUUCAGACCGGCUGAUGUUGGAAGUCCUAAAGCUAAAGUUGCCGCAGAAUUUAUAAUGAAGCGAGUUGCAGGUGUAAAAGUUUCUUAUUAUCACGGAAAAAUCCAGGAUAAAGAUGAUGAUUAUUAUCUUGGCUUCCACUUGAUCAUUUGUGGACUAGAUUCAGUGGAAGCGCGAAGAUGGAUUAAUGCUACGUUGGUGAAUAUUGCACAGGAUGAUCCCGAAAAAAUCCGUGUUUUGAUCGACGGUGGGACUGAGGGUUUUAAGGGUCAAGCACGUGUGAUCAUUCCGACGGUAACAUCCUGUUAUGAAUGUUCGUUAGAUAUGUUAAAUAAACAAACUGCAUUUCCAAUUUGCACCAUUGCAAAUACACCAAGGUUGCCCGAACAUUGUAUAGAAUGGGCGUCAGUUAUACAAUGGCCAAAAGAACGUGAAGGUGAAAAGAUGGAUACUGAUGAUCCAACGCAUAUACAAUGGUUGUAUGAUAUUGCACUCAAAAGGGCGAUGGAGUUUAAUAUUACGGGUGUUACAUACUCGCUCACCCAAGGUGUUGUAAAAAAUAUUAUUCCGGCAAUUGCUUCAACAAAUGCUAUCAUUGCGGCUGCAUGUUGUAAUGAAGCAUUUAAAAUAGUCACAACUUCGCAACCUUAUUUGAACAACUAUAUGAUGUAUAUAGGUAACGAAGGUGUGUACACUUAUACAUUUGAGCAUCAGAAGAAAGAUGAUUGUCCGGUGUGUGGAAAUCAAAGCGCAUUUUUAGAUAUUGCUAAAGAAAUUACCGUUGAAGAUUUUAUUGAACUUCUUAAAGAAAAGCCUAGCAUUCAACUUAAGAAACCUAGCUUAACAACGGACACUAAUGAAAAAAUAUAUUGGCAAUCUCCUCCGUUCUUUGAGCAACGUACUAGACCAAAUUUAGUGAAGCAAUUAUCAGAAUUGGUUAAAGAUGGUGGUACCAUAAUAGUCACAGAUUCUACUUUACCUAUUUCGUUAAAUGUUACUGUUUCCUACAUUUAG